This is a messenger RNA of Ichthyophthirius multifiliis, 1958 nucleotides long. RefSeq lists its product as hypothetical. The transcript has a single exon. The record is from RefSeq and is a predicted model, not a curated record. Lineage: Eukaryota; Ciliophora; Oligohymenophorea; Hymenostomatida.
AAUUGAUAAUGGCAUUUUUUAUAUGAUUGAUUUUUUUAAAAAAUACUAUAUAAAAAUAAAGUCAACUAUAUAUAAUAAAUAGUUUUAUUGUAAAUGAUGUAAAUGAUUUAAAAUUAUUUUUUAAUCAUUCUCAUUUAGUUCUUGCAAUUAACUAUUAAACAAUUGAUUAUCUAAUUGUAAGAUUUUUUUAAUCCAAGAAAUCUUAUAAAUAGUAUGUUUUCUUUUCAAAUCCAUCCAAAAAAGCAUUCAAAUCUAAAUCAAAUACUUUUGAUUAUAAUGAAUCUUCAGUAAUAAUUCCUUAGUUAAAAAUAGUUUUAAAAUCAUCUCCUCCACCAUUUAAAACAUUAAAUUAAAAUGUAAGAAUAGUAAAUUCAUCAUCAUUAUUUAUUUGAUCCCCAUUUUCUAAUUUAGCACUAUCUUAAAUAUAUUAAUAAGGAUUUUUACCUACUUCCAUAUUUAUUCCACUAAAACAAUAAAAAGGUUUUCUUCCACUUUAUAAAAUUGCUAUCAUUUUCAAAAGUUAAUCACCAGUAAUUUUAAAAGAAACAACGUUUCCUUUAAAAGGGAACAUAGUAUUCAUAUCAACUUCAGAAACUUCGCCUGCGAAAAUUCAGCUCUAAAUGCUCCAUAUCCUAAUAUAGAAAUAACUUUAUUAGGAUCUAAAUCUUAAUUUUUGGAAAGGAAAUUUCUUUUUAAGGCUUAUCCUAAUAAAGCUCCUAAAGGGUUAAAAUCAGUUUUAAUGUUUAAAAAGUCAUUAUCUACACUAAAAAGUAUGUUUUAUCUCAUUUCCGUGACUUGAUUAAUAACUCCUUUAUAUUUUUCAGAAUUAAACAAAUCUAUUACAUUUUAAUCUACAUUCGAUAGAAGAUUUUAAUUUCUAAACUAAUAUUCUACCAUGUCAAUAUUUAAAGGUACUUUUUCACAUAUUUUAUUCGACACAAAAACAUGAGAACAUAAAGGAAUUGGUCCUUAAAUUUCGGUAUCAUCACUAACAAUUUAAUACUUUCCAUUACUUUAAAGUUAAAAUUUCAACCUUAUUACAUUUGCAUAUUUUCCACCUAAAGGAUUCUAAACAAUUGGAAUUCCAUUCUAAAAAGUAUGAACAGUAUCAUGUACAUGCCCGGCAACCCAUCCAUUGACAGUUUCUUAUGAAAUUUUAGACAAUAUUUAAGGUAUUUCUUUUUCAUUGCAUUAUAUACUAUUAUUUUCUUCAUCUGAAGCAGUUCUAAUUUUAAAUUAUUAAAAUUCAUCAAUAUUUUUUGGAGAACAAAGCAUUCCGACAUGAGAAACUACUAUUACAGCGUCAACAUUUUAUUGGUUUUUUAAUUAAUUGCUUAGUUCAGUAAUAACCUCAUUGUAUUUAUCUGAUAUAUCAUAAUCAUUAGGAGGAUUUGCAGUUGAAUAAUAAGUUUCAACUGUGACCAAACCAAUAACUCCGAUUUUAAUUUUUCCAUCAUGAAAUUCGAAAACUUAUGUUUUUGAAACUUUCUUUGAGAAAUCAUUAACUAAAGUAUCAAGAGAUUUAUCUAAAUCUUCUAAUGUUUUUAUAUCUUUAGUAUUACUUUUUAUUUAAUCUAUUUCCUCUUAGGAUUUUCUUUUCAUAUUAGACACCAAGUAUUUAUAUUUAGCAUUAUUCAUGAAUUUUAUUAUUCGAUCUUUUCCCCAAUCCCAUUCAUGGUUUCCUAUUGUUGUAGCAUCUAAAAACAUUGUAUUAUAAAAGUCUGUCAUUAAAUCUCCUUAUGUUUUGAAGUUUUCUAGUGUUCCUUAAAAUUAAUCUCCUCCAUCUAACCAUAAGACUCCUUUAGGAUUAUCUUUUCUUAAAAUGUUUAUUAGCCCAGACAAUAGCUUAUAUCCUCCUACUUUAUAGGCAACUCCAUCUGCUGUUUGUUUAUCUAAUUAUAAGCCUGCUCCAUGAAUAUCAUUAGUACCUAGAAUAUCUACGUAGAUGUUUUUUUAUA